UGCGCCCGAGCCUUGAGUCUUUGCCAAGUGUGAAAACAUAUAAAUGCGAGUAAACGCAACUCAACUUUAUAUAAACUAAAUUUGAAGUUGGUGUUUAACACACUUUCGUCGGUUUUUGCACGAAAGCGAAAGUUGCGUGUCUUAGUCGACUUUAUUACUGCUGUUUACAAAUCACAAUACUAAAAAACAGAGGAAAGGCAGAAGAUAAAGCCGAUCACUGUAAAAAAUAUACCUCUCGAACUUUUAAAAAGAACCGAAAAUCAAAAGCCUGUGAAAUCACCGACUAACAAGCGGGUCAAUAACAGCCUUCGUGUCAAUUACGUUUGCUGAACUGAUCGUCGUGCCAAGAUGCCAGCAGCCAAUUCACAUCCACGCUUGUUCUUCUACUUACUAUGUGCUGCCUCACUCUUGGCCGUUUCGAAAUCGGACACCGGUAGUACAAAGAACUCUUACUUUAUGUCUUACUUUUACUAUUUAGUAAUUAACUUUAUUAAUCCCUUUGCAAUGCCGAUAUUUUAUCGUUUUGUAAAUGUUUUGCCACUUGAACCACCAUCCGAGGACUUGGCUUACGACGCGGCCUUACAGCUUGGCUUACUUAACUAUCGCCUUAAUCUACUAAGCCAUGAGGAAGAAUCUAGGCAACUUAGUUUGCCAAACAUAACCCUAGGUAACCUCGUAAACCGCAUACCCUGUAGCUGUGAUACUGGACUGUGCAAAUGUUGUGCUGGCUUUCUUUCCGUAAUUGGCAUGAAUAGUUGCACAGAAGUGGCGUACCGUCCUGAUGAAUUUUCAUUUGAGUUGCGCAUGCGUGUCAACAACAACAUUUGGUUCCGUCAGAAGGUCUCCGGACAGAAUCCACCUCCAUUCUGCUUCCGGCCGCCCCGCUUUAACUUUGCUAAGGCCUGUAUUCAGUUUCAUGACAUUUGGUUUGUCGGGCGCAACAUGCACGUCUGCAUGUACAUGUCAGGCGAAUUCCAGGGCUUUGAGUUGUUCGAAAGAAACUUUGACUGUCUCUUGUUUGGUGACCACGGAGUUAAGAUCGUCCCCCCAGAGCAAGGCUAUCCGGUGAGACCAAACGAUGUUGAUAUUGAUGAUGGAGACGACGAGAUCGAGGACUACGAUGAGAAUGUAGUCCGCAGUUUAGCAGAAAAAAUGGUCGCUUAAUCACUUUACAUGCUUAGACUUACUAAUUUAUUUCAAAAUGUAACGCUAACAUACUUAUAAAGUAACAUAAACAAAACUCUCUUUUUAA
This is a messenger RNA of Drosophila biarmipes, 1252 nucleotides long. RefSeq lists its product as uncharacterized. The record is from RefSeq and is a predicted model, not a curated record. The coding region runs from base 349 to 1164 and encodes 271 amino acids. The transcript is spliced from 4 exons. Lineage: Eukaryota; Metazoa; Arthropoda; Insecta; Diptera; Drosophilidae.